AUGUCUCCUCUACAUGGAGAAGUCAUUAGUGAUAAAGGAAUACUCGGCCCAUCUUAUUUGAGCCGUGCCCGUCGAGAGACUGUCAACUCUCAAGCGGCACUAGUCGCUGGCAGGGAUGCUGGCACCGUUAAAGACGAAAGCAUCUUGGUCGAGAUUGGUGCUCACCCGAUUUGCUCUAAAAUGAUCAAAGCGGCCCUUGGUUCUCACAUACAAGCCCUCCCAUCACUUCGGCGCAAUGAAGACGCUUGGAAGGUGCUGGCCAAAAGUCUAUCGUCACUGUACCUGGCCGGCCUCGAUAUUCAAUGGAAGAAAUAUCACCGGGACUUCAUACACGCCCUUAGGGUUCUUCAGCUUCCUUCUUAUCAUUGGGAUAGCAAGGACUAUUGGAUCCAGUACAGCAACGACUUUUGCCUUACUAAGGGAGACGAAAAGCCCGCGGCGAUCUCAGCUGCUCUCGUAUCCGCAAAUUCUAUGCUGUCUACGUCUUCGGUUCAAAGAGUGCUCGAGCAGCAACUCGGUGAUGAAAAGUCCACUCUCGUCAUUGAGUCAGAUCUCCACCAUCCAUCCUUGUCGAGCUCUCUCUACGCCGAUAUUGCCCUGACUGUUGCCGACUACUUACUACAAGCGGCCAAGACAGAUACGAAAGGGAUCGGAAUGGAUGUGUCCGACAUGACCGUCAACAAGCCUCUAAUUGCCACUGGAAAUGGGCCACAGCUAGUCCGCGCUUCGGCGUCUGCAGACUGGAAUGCCCGACGUGUCUUGAUAAACUUCUAUAGCGUUACUGGCGAUGGCAAGAAGACGGUGGAUCACGCGAUUUGCACCGUCGACUUCGAGAACACCGAUGGUUGGCUGAAGGAGUGGAGGCGCAACGCCUACUUGAUCAGAAGCCGAAUUGACAGCUUGGAGCAAGGUGUCGAGCAAGGACAAGUCAAACGUGGCCUUGCUUACAAGCUCUUCGGCGCUCUUGUUGAUUACGGUCAAUGCUAUCAAGGCAUGCAAGAAGUCACAUGCGCUAUGCAAGUACCAGAACUUGUUGGCCUCUGGAGGGAACUGUUUUUCACCAGUUGCUUUUUGGAAAAUCCAUGUAACCAGGCGGAGGAGCUCCUUUACCUGAGGUGA
Molecule: messenger RNA, 1119 nt
Organism: Letharia lupina
Lineage: Eukaryota; Fungi; Ascomycota; Lecanoromycetes; Lecanorales; Parmeliaceae
Exons: 2
Coding region: 1-1119 (372 amino acids)
Biological process (GO): fatty acid biosynthetic process; secondary metabolite biosynthetic process
Molecular function (GO): fatty acid synthase activity
Source: RefSeq, a predicted model, not a curated record